Molecule: messenger RNA, 2549 nt
Organism: Lepisosteus oculatus (spotted gar)
Lineage: Eukaryota; Metazoa; Chordata; Actinopteri; Semionotiformes; Lepisosteidae
Source: RefSeq, a predicted model, not a curated record
AGAUACUGGUUUCCAUCGCAACCCCUCCCCCCCUUGCCCACGCCUCUGUGACUGUCAUGGCUGCUAAAACGGUGCCAUUGAGGAUGGCUCUGCCGCUUUCCUACGGCGAUACCGUAAGCUGCCAGCUCGCAGCUUGUACUGGGGUUACCGAAUCUGGGGCAGCGGGGUCGGGCGGCCAGUUCAGCCGCUGUUACUCCAAACUAUGUGCGCUCCACCCGUCCGACAGCGAGAGCUCCAAAACUGAGAUGAACCUCCUCUUUGACCAGCUGAUCUCUGAAAACUACACAAAUAACUACGGCGAUAACGCUAACAUUAGCCCAGCGGAUGUCUGCGCCCUGCUCCUUCAGGCCAGUCGACUUGUCCCCUUCAGCCAGGAGCAUCUCGUCAGCAAGCUGUGUCAGCUGAUUCAUCACCUCCUCAACCGGCUUCAGCUGCUGCAGAAUGCACUGAAGGGCAUGCAGUGCUCUCUGAAUGGAGGGAAACUGAAACUGGGGCUUGAUGAACAGCUGGGCUCUUUGCUGGCUGCACUGAAGAAAUACAUGUUCUUUGGGCUGCCUGGGAUGACCCUGGAGAUCCCAGCUGUCCUCUACCCUGCUCCCCUCCCGCAGUACGAGGGCUCCCCCUCUUCUGUGAAACCUGAAAUGCCACAGGACACCCAUUGCACUCCAAGACAGACAGGGAAUAAACGGAGGAAAUCUCGCGGGCGGAGCCGGAAGGCGGGAUUGGAGGGCAAGAGGGAUGAAGAGGCUCCAGAGGCUGGGGCAGAUCCUCCGAAGGAGGGCGCAGGGGGAGGAGACCCCCUGGGUUGGGGGAGUCAGAUUCCUAAAAACCCUGGAUCUCUCUACCGCCAUGCAGGGCAAGACCACGCCCGCCCCUUGUACCCCCUCUGGAAGAAGAUGGUCAGCAGCUCGGAUUCGGAGUUCUCCGACCCAGAGGGCAGCAUGCAAAGCAAAAUGAGGCUGUAUCAGGCGAAGGUCCGGCAGGGGGCACUGCACUGCUUCCUGUCCACAGUGAAGUGUGUGGAGAAGAAGGUUCUGUAUGGCUACUGGUCCUCCUUCAUCCCUGAUGCCCCCGGGACUGGCAGCCCCCCCUCCCUCACUCUGCUCACCAUUGUGCUCAAGGACCCCUCCCCCAAGGCGCGUGCUGGGGCCCUGCAGGUGCUGUCGGCCAUGCUGGAGGGCUCGCGGCAGUUCCUGUCGGCGGCAGAAGACACCAGCGCCCAGCGGCGCGCCUUCACCCCCUUCUCUGCGACGCUGGCAGCUGGCCUCCGCGAGCUGCACCGCUGCCUCCUGCUGGCGCUGCUGGCCGAGUCCUCCUCGCAGACGCUCACCCAGGUCAUCAAGUGCCUGGCCACCCUGGUGUCCAAUGCGCCUUACAGCCGACUGAGACCCGGCCUGCUCAGCCCACUCUGGAGGCAGAUCAAGCCCUACAUCCGCCACAGAGGUAUGCUUGUCUUUACUGCUGCUGCAGUUCCUCCAUCGAAACCCCUCGCUUUCGUGCUGGCUCACCUGGUGAAGGGGUAUUUCUCCAUCGCCCAGUCCUCCAUCCUACAGCUGGGAGAGGUCAGUGCGCAGUGCCUGAAGGAGGCCGACCCCUCCAUCCAGUUGCAUGGGGCCAAGCUGCUGGAGGAGCUGGGGUCAGGAACUAUCCAGCAGUACAAGGUCAAGAGCAAUGCGGUGCGCGCCCUGGGCAACCUGCUGCACUUCCUGCAGCCGCAGCACGUGUCCCGCCCGAGCUUCGCCGGGCCGCUGGAGGAGGCGGUGCGGGCGCUGAUCGGCACGGUGGGCGGCGACGCCACCAUGAAGGUGCGCUGGAACGCCUGCUACGCCCUCGGCAACGCCUUCCGCAACCCCGCCCUGCCGCUAGGCACUGCCCCCUGGACCUCGGACGCCUAUUCAGCUUUGACAGGGGUGGUGAAGUCCUGCAAGAACUUCAAGGUGCGCAUCAAGUCCGCCAUGGCGCUGGCAGUGCCGGGCAGCCGGGAGCGGUACGGCAGCGACGAGCAGUUUGGGGAGGUGUGGGCCGCCCUGGCGCUGGCCCUGGAGAGGAGCGAGGACACGGAGGACUUCCUGGAGUACAGGUACUGCGCCAGCCUGCGGGCGCAGCUCUGCCAGGCGCUGCUGCACCUGCUCGGCCUGGCGCGGCCCGCGGACCUGCCCCGCAUCCGGACCUCGCUGGCGGAGCGGGGCCCGGCGAUCAGGGGGUACCUGGCGCGCUACCACACCGGGGGGGGCGAGGGGGACGACCCCGGCGAGUGUCCGGAGCCCCGGGAGAGGAUGAGGGUCCUGGAGGGAACUCUGGGGCACCUGCGCAACCUCUCCGGGGACGACGGCCCCGAGGGGCCCCUGCCGUCAGUGGUGCCGUUUCUGGAGGACAUUCUGAAGAGCUGCAAGGAACUGAGCCCAGCCUGAGGGGGGGGGAGGACAGCCGGAGCCCCAGCACGUGUGACUGAAACACCCCACAGAGCCCCGGCCUGUUCAGCCGGACAGACGCCACUGGGCUGAGUUACUGCUGUGACAAACGCGAAAUAAAAAUAUGGAAUAUAUAAA